Messenger RNA from Symbiodinium natans, 819 nucleotides. NCBI's taxonomy places the organism in Eukaryota, Dinophyceae, Suessiales, Symbiodiniaceae. The record is from the annotation of a GenBank genome assembly.
AUGCCCGUCUUAGACUACUCUGACGGCUCUUGCACGGGCCGGGCAGGGAUGCUAUUUGCCACGCCCAAUGUCCCCAAAGCACGAGUGAACCGCGAGUGGUCCCUGGAGGAGUACUUGCACAAGCUGCUCGGUAACCAGGCCGAAUUGACAGAGCUCAAAGAAGCAGUCAUGAGGCUCGAGGCACGGCAUCUGGACAAGACCGCUGCUAAAGAAAGCUGUUGGGCAGCCGAGAAGGCCCAGCUGCAGCAAGAUCUCGCAUGCGCAGCUGCAGCUUCUCAGGAGUGCUCACAGGAGUUGGCCCGCAACGAGGCCAAGGUGGCGGAGCUGCAAGAGGCAGUCGCCAGCCUUCAGGCCUAUGUGAGGGAGCAGGACGUCGCCCUGCUGAGCAUGCAUUACGAGCUCUACGAAUUCAAGGCGCAGGUCCACGAGACGGCCAAGAAGGAGGAGCUCUGGGACAUCUCUGGUUCCAGCCAAUGCUCACCUGGCUCUGCGAGGGCUUCGAGCUCCCGGGACGCAGUCCCGGGCCCCGUGCAGGAGAUGGCGCAGCAGACCGCGUCAUCUCGCAGAGCACCCGUGAUUACACGGUGGCAGGAUGCUGGGCUGUGGGGCCGUACCAAAGCAUCCUUGCAAGAUGGCCGCUUGGGGCAGGCCAGCCAGGGCGUAGAGCGGAAGGACAGCGUCGCGAAGGACAUCUUGCGGCAAUAUGUUGAGCGCUAUGGGAAAAAUCCGGAGCGUCCGGACCAGCUCACGAAAUUUGCGCAGAAUAUCGAGCAGCGCCUGCCCUUCGCGUGGGCACGCGAUGUCCUGGCAGCUGCCUGA